UCAUAAUGCUUAGCCUACAGCUGCAUCCCUCUGGCAGGGUCCUUGCCUGCCCUCAAUAGACCAGCAAUGCAGUGACCUGUCUUCACACUUGGGAGAAAUUUGCAGGGAGGGCUGAGUGAGGACGGAAGGUUCCCUGCUGUUCAGUCUCUGCUCAGUGUUGCUGCUCUUGCUGUUGGUCCUGUUGCUGGUGCUGCCACUACCACCAGCACUCAGAAGAGCCCGCCCCUUAUCUGUAGCCUCCAGCUGGGGAGCAAAGCAAGAGUAAGCAGAUGCAGACUUGCAGAGCAGAUGGAAAGACGUUUCUGGCGGGAGACCCACAUUCACCCUGCAAGCAUGGAGCAAGGCUGGAGAUGUACUGCUGCUGUUUGGGUUCUGGUGCUUUGGGCCUCUGGCUCCUCUCAGGAGGGGCCUGGAAAUCUUGGGACUAUCUUCAACAGCAAAGCUGCAUACCUGUUGAAUGAGGAACCUGUGGACCCCAAGUGUUUCACACAGCAUCUGGAAGACCUGGCCUGCUUCUGGGAGACAUUGGAACCCACGGUGGAGCAAAACAAUCAGAGCAAGUACAGCUUUCAAUACAAAUAUGGGGACGAUGAUUCUCUGAGAUCGUGUAAUUUGACUGUGGAGUUCACACCCGCAAAUACGACACGCUACACUUGCUUCUUUCAAACGCAGGACAUUUUGGCUUUUAUUCCACUUGAGAUCAAGGUCUUUGAUGGGCGCUCCCACAACAGACCCCUGUACAACAGAACUAUCUUUGUGGAAAAACUACUUUUCCUGGAUCCCCCCUCUAACCUGACAGUGCAGCUGUUGGAGUCACCAGGGCAGCUGAAUGUGAGCUGGCAUCCCCCUCCCGUUAAGCACAUGGACAACAUCAUCCGCUAUGAGGUGGCCAUCUUCCAUAAGGGUAGCAUAAUCCAGCGGAUGGAGAUUGCUAGCGGGCAGACAUAUUACUUCAGGAAAAUGAAGGGAGGGACUCACUACACAUUGGCUGUGCGGGCCAAGCCUAAUGGAAUCAGCUAUGAUGGCUACUGGAGUGGCUGGUCGCAGGAAGUGCCAGUGGUGAUACCCAGUGAGCUGGAUCCCCUCAUCCUGACACUGUCUGUCAUUCUGGUGCUGAUUGUUCUGCUCUUGGCUUUCAUCACCCUGAUGUUUAACCGCAGAUUUUUGAAGAAGAAGGUCUGGCCUGCAAUUCCCACCCCAGAGCGUGAAUUCAAGGACCUUUUCACCAUCUACAAGGGCAACUUCCAGCUAUGGCUGGGGCAUCAGAGCACCUACCUGUGGUGGAGUCAGAACUCUCCCUAUCUGGACGAGCAGCCAUUCUUGGUGGAAAUCCUGUCUGAAUGUGAUGUUCGCAAGAUGGAUGGCCCUCCUCCCCUUCCCCCCAAGGCCCGUGGUGUGGUGGAGCCCCCUCAUAAUCCAGAACUGUCCCAAGAUGAUUACCUGGUACUGGAUGAAGACUUGGUACCCGGCUGCUUAGGGAGGGAUGGCUCCCUGCUCUUGCUGGACAGUGACAGCAGUGAGGAUACAGACCUGGCCCUUGCUGCAGGAGUGGGGACACCAGAGCCUAGCCAGGCUUCUUCUAGCUUUGAGUACACUAUGUUUGACCCCAGCUCAAAGAGUCUCUCUCCAUGGGGUCACCAGGCAGAGCCCCAGCUCAAGAGCAGCUAUCAGAUGGUGUCUGACUCUGGGAUCUCUGCUGACUACAGCCUUGUGGACUCCAAUGCUGGCCAGAUGAGCUUGUACACCAACCUCUGUGAUGAGGGAGCACAGCCCUUUCUGCCCACUUACAUUGUGUGCUCAUAGCACUUGUGAGCACAGAGCCAAUCCUCAGCCCAGAAGAACUUAGGCAGCAGCAAGAUGCUAGCCCAAGAGCCUGGCACCUCUCUUGUUUCCUGGUUCUAGGAAAACUCCAGAGAAAGCCAAUGGAAACAGCUACACACUACGUCAAAAGUUCCAGUUGGCCCCCAAGUAACCUCUAGGGGAGGAAGAGUGGUUUGCAAAGUAGAUGGAGAGGUGAAUGGACAAAGGGCAGGCGGCCCACAGAAUAGACUUUUGGCACGUUUGCUCCUGUGAAUAUUACCCUUUGAACAGUACUUUUUAACAUUGAAAGUGCUGCAAAAGUUACCUUAUUUGUAUUCACACAGCAAGGUCCAUUCUAUAACACUGUAAAUCAGUGACUAAGCCAACACAGGUUUCCAGCUAGCAGCAACAGGCUUGGGGCUUGAGGUGCACAGCCUGCCUGAGCUCUCCUGGUGAAGCCACACCAGGACACAGCACUCCAUUUCUCCCUUUGCCCUGACCUUUUACUACCAGGCUUUUCGGACAGCCAUAUUUGCCCAUUCUAUUUUACUACAAAAUGUAUGUGCAUAAUUUAUUUUUUAAAAAAUUCAAGAGUUUUAAGAGUUGGGACCGAAGGUUUUUGGGAAUGCCAGCUGUGAAAAGGGAGUGGAGUUCAAGGGUUAGAAGAGUGGGUGAGACCAAGGAGUCUCAUUUCUGCUACAAUCGUGGUUUUUUGCCUCCUCACCUGAAACAGGAUUAAAAAAAAAAUGUGGCUGGAACGUUAACGCCGUCUUUUUAUUUUGGCUUGAAUAAGAACAGUAACCCUUGAAGAGAAGCCCCAGCAAUCAGAUGUUCAAAGAAUUGCUUACAUAUUCUCCCAACCAUUUGCUGCCAUAGUGAUGGUACAUGAAGGUAUGGGGAUUGUACAUGGCUAGUUUAGAAUAUUAGUUGUUUUUCUACUCAAAGGUGUCUAGAGAUGCUCAUGUACUCUUCUGGUCACACUGGGCAACAUCGUGGACUUUCCUUGUGUCUCUGAACUAUCUUUCAAAGGCAUGGAUCAGUAGGAGAUGUUGGGGUGGAAUCAUAGAAGUUGCCAUAGAGCGUCAGGACUAUUUAACAACUCACAAACAUGCCCAUAGUUUUUGCAAUUAUCCUUUUGUAAUUAUGUAUCAGAAUUCAAACUGUAUAUAUAGAUAUAUUUUAUAUACUUUGAUGGAUUUGUUAAAAAAAUAAA
Molecule: messenger RNA, 3013 nt
Organism: Rhineura floridana
Lineage: Eukaryota; Metazoa; Chordata; Lepidosauria; Squamata; Rhineuridae
Gene: EPOR
Product: erythropoietin receptor
Exons: 8
Coding region: 289-1803 (504 amino acids)
Biological process (GO): cytokine-mediated signaling pathway; positive regulation of cell population proliferation; hemopoiesis
Cellular component (GO): external side of plasma membrane; membrane
Molecular function (GO): cytokine receptor activity; protein binding
Source: RefSeq, a predicted model, not a curated record